AUUAACAAAUGUACAAACAAACACCAUUCCAAACGGAACCUACAAAAUAUAUAAAUAGUAUUAUUUUUUUCACACUUUUUAUUUUUUUUUUCAAGUCAGUUUCGAACCCAUAAAAGCUCCUCACAAAUCUCACCAGUUUCGAACCUAACAUCAUACACUAAACGUUCUUUCUCUCUUCUUUUCUUUUUUUUCUCUGAUGGAGUAUUUCGUUUCUGUACUUUUUUUUUUCUGUUGAAAAAUAGAUCUUUACUGUUACACACCGCUUAACUAGAAGCUCUAUUGUUGGAUCAGCUUGGUUUCUAUUCUGGUAUUUGGUUUUCUUUAAUUUGGAUUAAUCCAUUGCGAUAUUUUUGGCGGGAAGGGCAUCUUCCCUUCAUUGUUCUGCAUUUGAAAAUUUAAAUAACAGAUAUAUGAACACCUACAGGCAAUCAUGGUGUCAAGGUCUUCUCGCAUAAGUUUGCUGGAAUUGUCAUCUGCGGAUAUGUUGAGUUUCCCUCAAACUCCUAGACCACUUCCACGGGUGUUGACUGCUCCUGGAAUGAUUCCAGAUGUAGAUAGUAGUGGAGAUUUAGAUGUUCUUUCCCCUAAAACCCGUCAAAAAAUAAUAAUAGUGGCAAAUUUUCUCCCUCUUCAUGCUCAAAAGGAUCCAGAAUCUGGCAGAUGGUGCUUUAGUUUUGAUGAGGAUGCACUUUAUUUACAGCUUAAGGAUGGUUUCUCAUCUAACAGUGAUGUUGUAUAUGUGGGAUCUUUGAAGGUUGAUGUAGAUGCAAGUGAGCAAGAAGAAGUUUCCCAGAAACUGCUGGAGGAUUUUAAUUGUGUGCCCACAUUCCUUCCUCCUGACCUUCAAAAGAAAUUCUAUCAUGGAUUCUGUAAACAAUAUUUGUGGACCCUUUUUCACUACAUGCUGCCUAUUUGCCCAGACCAUGGCAAUGGCUUUGACCGGAUGCUUUGGCAGGCAUAUGUUUCUGCUAAUAAAAUAUUUGCAGACAAGGUUCUGGAGGUGAUCAAUCCGGAAUAUGAUUUUGUAUGGGUUCAUGACUAUCACCUCAUGGUUCUCCCUACAUUUUUGAGAAAGGCUUUCAAUCGAGUCAAGCUUGGCUUCUUCCUCCAUAGCCCAUUUCCCUCAUCAGAAAUCUACAGGACUCUGCCAGUCAGGGAAGAAAUCAUGAAAGCAUUGCUUAAUGCUGAUUUGAUUGGUUUUCAUACAUACGAUUAUGCUCGCCACUUUCUAUCUUGUUGCAGUAGACUGAUGGGCUUGGUGUUUGAAUCUAAGCGGGGCCACAUUGGAAUUGAAUAUUUUGGACGCACUGUCUAUAUCAAAAUUUUGGCUGUGGGGAUUCAUAUGGGUCAACUUGAAUCUGCAUUGAAUCACCCAUCUUCUUCCAUGAAGGCCAAAGAGAUCCAGAAACAAUUCAAGGGGAAAAAAAUAAUUCUUGGUGCCGAUGACAUGGACAUAUUCAAAGGCAUCAGUCUAAAAUUAUUAGCCAUGGAACAGCUUUUGCAGCAGCAUGAAGAGUUACGGGGCAAACUUGUCCUGGUGCAAAUUAUAAAUCCUGCAAGGAGCACAGGGAAAGAUGUCCAAGAAGCAAAAAGGGAGACAUAUAUGACUACCAGAAGGAUAAAUGAGGAUUUUGGUUUUCCAGGCUAUGAACCGGUUAUUCUAAUUGACCGUAAGGUCCCUACCUAUGAGAAGACUGCCUAUUAUGCUUUGGCAGAAUGUUGCAUUGUAAAUGCUGUGAGGGAUGGUAUGAAUCUAGUCCCAUACAAGUAUACUGUUUGUAGGCAAGGGACUCCAAAAAUGGAUGAAGCUCUGGGAACUGCCUCUGCUUCUUGUCGUGCUAGUAUGCUUGUUGUUUCAGAGUUCAUAGGAUGCUCACCAUCGCUAAGUGGGGCAAUUAAGGUGAACCCAUGGGAUACUGGUGCUGUAGCCAAUGCACUGUAUUCGGCAAUCAUGAUGCCUGAUUUAGAGAAGCAGUUGCGGCACGAGAAACACUUUCGCUAUAUUAGCACUCAUGAUGUGGCUUAUUGGUCCCGUGCUUUUGUGCAAGAUUUGGAUCGAGCAUGCAAAGAUCACUACAGAAAACGUUGUUGGGGCCUUGGAUUUGGUCUGGGUUUUAGAGUUUUAUCCCUCUCCCCAAGUUUCCGGAAGCUUUCUAUUGAUCACAUUGUCUCUGCAUAUAGGAGGACGAAUAGAAGAGCAAUAUUUUUGGAUUAUGAUGGUACAGUAGUGCCCCAAGCUUCAAUUGUUAAAACCCCAUCCCCUGAAGUUAUUUCUGUUCUGAACAACCUGUGUGAUGACCCUAAGAACACAGUGUUCAUAGUUAGUGGUAGAGGGAAAGACUCACUUAAUGAAUGGUUUGCUCAAUGUGCGAAUCUUGGUCUUGCGGCUGAGCAUGGAUACUUCAUAAGGUGGAGUAGGACAUCAAAUUGGGAAACAAAUCCCAUAGGCACAGAUUUUGAUUGGAAAAGGAUUGCAGAACCUGUAAUGAGAUCGUACACGGAGACAACUGAUGGCUCCAAUAUAGAGGCCAAGGAGAGUGCCUUGGUGUGGCACCAUCAAGAUGCUGAUCCUGACUUUGGGACUUGCCAGGCCAAGGAGCUUUUGGACCAUCUUGAAAAUGUACUAGCAAAUGAGCCUGUAGUUGUUAAGAGGGGCCAACAUAUUGUUGAAGUAAAGCCACAGGGAGUUACUAAAGGGCUAGUUGCAGAGAAAGUUCUCUCUGCCAUGAUUAGUAGUGGGAAACAACCUGAUUUUGUGAUGUGCAUUGGGGAUGAUAGAUCUGAUGAGGACAUGUUUGAAAGCAUAUCAAGCAUAGCUAAUGAAUCAUGUCUCCCUGCAGCACCAGAGAUCUUUGCAUGUACGGUUGGCCAAAAACCAAGCAAAGCUAGGUACUAUCUUGAUGAUACUGUGGAUGUUGUGAAAUUGCUUCAGGGCUUGGCCACUGCAUCAGUUAUCAAGCCAAGGUGUGGUUCCGAAAUUCAAGUUUCUUUCCAAGACACCGCUUGAAAUACAUGCACUGUUGUAGGGUUGAGAAGAAAAGGUGUGGAUAGGGCUGUGUUGGAAUAGGAUGCUUUCUUGGAUCGUCUUUUCCUUUUCGUGAUAGAGUGAACAUACUUCAGCAAUCAGAUUGCUCUUUGGUUUUGAUGUUAACUCAUUUGUUGCAAGAGGGGGCUGGAUGAUGCACAGCUUUGGCUCCUUUAGGGAGGAAAAUGAGCAUCAUGGAUUAUGGUGGUCUCAAAUCGUUGCUGACUGACAUAGUAAUUUUUUGUUCAUUUGAAAGUUGGGGCCGUCUGUGAAUCUGCUGGCACCUAGUAGAACCAUUUAUCAAAGGGAAUUCCUUUUUUAGCCCAAAGGUUCAGGUGUUAGCUAUAGGUAUAGUUACUAAUACCAAAGCAUUUGAACUGGUUUUGAUCAUACAUGAAAGUCAUUCUCUAUGGAAGUGUUUUUAGGUCCAUGCUUCUGCCUUGCGAUACAAUUGAGGAUAGUGUCUUUUUUUCUUUUUCUUUUUUUGGUUUCUUUUAAAAAUUGAAACAAGUUCUAGAUGAACACCUUGUAUAUAGAAUUUCAUACGCUGCAGAAUGUGGAAUCAUUUCAUUUUUUCUUGUAAA
Molecule: messenger RNA, 3609 nt
Organism: Quercus robur (English oak)
Lineage: Eukaryota; Viridiplantae; Streptophyta; Magnoliopsida; Fagales; Fagaceae
Product: probable alpha,alpha-trehalose-phosphate synthase [UDP-forming] 9
Exons: 5
Coding region: 431-3007 (858 amino acids)
Biological process (GO): trehalose biosynthetic process
Cellular component (GO): cytosol
Molecular function (GO): catalytic activity
Source: RefSeq, a predicted model, not a curated record